AUGUACAGAGAUGUGUCAACACUGGACCGAAAUCCUCGAUGUCGACACCGCGGCACCGUCGACUACCCACAAGACCUGGACUGGCGCGAGUCCGGCCCUGGAGAGGAGCCGACCCGAGCUGAGGACCAGACCUGGAGGCGGCCGGGGAGAAAGAAGAGGCGCGGCAUGAAGAGGCGAGCACCGCCAAAUCCAGAUCCAGCUGAACAAGACGACAGAACGUACUAUGACGACAGAACGUACUAUGACGACAGAACGCACUAUGACGACAGAACGCACUAUGACGACAGAACGUACUAUGACGACAGAACGUACUAUGACGACAGAACGCACUAUGACGACAGAACGCACUAUGACGACAGAACGCACUAUGACGACAGAACGUACUAUGACGACAGAACGUACUAUGACGACAGAACGCACUAUGACGACUGA
Molecule: messenger RNA, 432 nt
Organism: Ostrinia nubilalis (European corn borer)
Lineage: Eukaryota; Metazoa; Arthropoda; Insecta; Lepidoptera; Crambidae
Product: polyribonucleotide nucleotidyltransferase-like
Exons: 3
Coding region: 1-432 (143 amino acids)
Source: RefSeq, a predicted model, not a curated record